This is a messenger RNA of Brassica napus (rape), 2842 nucleotides long. Its product is annotated as glycerophosphodiester phosphodiesterase GDPDL1. Gene Ontology annotation, molecular function: glycerophosphodiester phosphodiesterase activity; ATP binding; protein kinase activity. The record is from RefSeq and is a predicted model, not a curated record. NCBI's taxonomy places the organism in Eukaryota, Viridiplantae, Streptophyta, Magnoliopsida, Brassicales, Brassicaceae. The transcript has 9 exons. Gene Ontology annotation, biological process: protein phosphorylation; lipid metabolic process. The coding region runs from base 1198 to 2508 and encodes 436 amino acids.
AGCUUAUGCAUAAAAGUCUACUAUUGUUGUUUUCCUAUCUAUAUGGUGUAAAUUCCCGAGAAGAGAGAAGCUUGUGAAGUUAACUUCCGGCAAGUAAUCCGACAAUGCAAGCUUCGACAAUUUUACUCUAUGGUCUUGUUCUGAUUCAGCUGUUUGCUGCUCAAACAAAUGCUAAAAGAUCUAGAAGUCCAUGGCAGACACUCAGUGGUGAUGCUCCUCUUGUAAUUGCUAGUGGUGGGUUUUCUGGAUUGUUUCCAGACUCGAUUCUUGAUGCUUAUAAGCUCGCAAUGCAGACAAGUGUACCCGGUGCUGUUCUAUGGUGUGAUGUUCAGCUAACCAAAGAUGACUUUGGCAUGUGCUACCCUGAUUUAAAGCUGAACAAUCACUCAACUAUUGAAAGUGUCUACCCAAAACGCCGAAAAUCUUAUCUGGUUAACGGAGUCCCUACUAACGGUUGGUUCACCAUUGAUUUCUCCUUGAGAGAUCUCAAGAAUGUUUCUUUGAUCCAAGGAAUAUUAUCACAGACAGGAAAAAUUCAUGGAAAUGGAUUCUCGAUUUUAACGGUCCAAGAUGUAACAGCGCAGAUAAAACCAGAAAGUAUUUGGUUAAAUGUUCAGCACGAUGCAUUCUAUGCUCAACAUAAUCUGAGCAUGAGCAGCUUUCUGGUAUCAGCUUCAAGAACUGUUUCCAUUGACUACAUCUCUUCCCCUGAACUGAAUUUCUUUCAGAAAAUUACCGGCCAUUUCGGGCGUAACGGACCAAGUUUUGUGUUCUAAAUUCUUGGAAAAGAAGAUUUUGAGCCGACAACAAAGCGAACAUAUGGUUCUAUCUUGAGUAACCUAACUUAUGUCAAGACUUUUGCUUCAGGAAUUCUUGUUCCGAAAUCGUACAUAUUUCCACUCGAUGACAAGCAGUACUUGCUUCCUCCUACAUCCUUAGUUCACGAUGCUCAUAAAGCUGGAUUACAAGUAUAUGUGUCAGGUUUUUCCAAUGAUGCUAAUAUUGCAUAUAACUACAGUUUCGAUCCAGUGUCUGAGUAUCUAUCUUUUAUGGACAAUGGUGAUUUCUCUGUCGAUGGUGUGCUCUCUGAUUUUCCCAUAACUGCAUCUGCAUCAAUUGACUGCUUCUCCCACAUUGGCAGAAACGCUACAAAACAAGUUGAAAAAGAAUCCUAUAGUUGACUUUAUCAUCUACCAAAUGGUUCGUGUCUCAGUGGAUUUUCUUGUUAUAUCAAAACAUGGAGCGGGUGGGGACUAUCCUGGAUGUACAAAUCUGGCAUAUGAUAAGGCAAUCAAAGAUGGAGCUGAUGUUAUCGACUGCUCGGUCCAAAUGUCCAGGGAAGGAAAACCCUUUUGCUCAAAUUCCAUUGAUCUCGAGAAAAGCACAAUGGCCGCCCAGACUCCUCUUAGAAACCGUUCAACAAUUAUUCCUGAGAUUAGCUCACAUGCUGGAAUAUACACUUUUAGUCUCACAUGGCCUGAGAUCUACAACUUGACUCCUGCGAUUUCAAACCCUUACAGGAAUCCGAAUGAGAGAGAUUCUGGGAGGAUUAUGUCACUCUUUGAAUUUCUGAACUUGGCAAAGAACUCCACUACUCUCUCUGGUAUUUUGAUCAGUGUAGAGGCGAGUUGUAGCAUUCUUGUCAGACAUCAUUCGGAGAAGAUGAAGUUGGCUGUAUUCAAAAUAAUAAAACAUCAAAUACGGAAUGCAGUGUACCUUAGAGAGAAGAAAGGUCUCGACCUUGCUAAAGCGGUUCUUGAUACACUCACGGAAGCUGGUUACAGCAAUGGAACGACCACGAAAAGAGUCAUGAUACAGUCGACGAACAGCUCGGUUUUAGUUGACAUCAAAAAGCAGAGCAAGUAUGAGACUGUCUACAAAGUUGAAAAACCAAUUGAUGAUAUUAGUGACUCUGCUAUCGAAGACAUAAAGAAAUUCGCUGACGCUGUUGUCAUCAUAAAACCUUCAGUCCUUCCCUUAUCUGAUGAUUCAUUUGUGACUGGGAAAACCAAUGUAGUGGAGAGGCUGCAGAAGUCUAAGCUCCUAAUCUAUGUGGAACUGUUACAGAAUGAGUUUGUAUCUGAUGCAACUGUUGAGAUAAACUCAUAUAUCACUGGAGCCGGUAUCAAUGGAACCAUCACAGAGUUUCCUUUUACCGCUUCAAAAUACAAAAGGAAUCGAUGUCUGGGAACAAAAGAAACUCUACCGUACAUGGCCCCUGUUAUACCGCGCGGUCUCCUACAAAUGGUGAAUCCUUUAUCUCCAGCCCCAGCUCCAAGCACAGCUCCAAGCCCAGCUCCAAGCCAGUUUUCAAAGAUGAUUAUGUCGCUGGGCCACCACUACCUCCAAACCUUAUUUUCACAAAUGAUGGUCGUUACAAACUAUGCAGCCAACCGUUUAGCUGUGGCGAUCAGAAGGAUCUAUUGUACCCUUUCUGGAUACCUGACAGAGAAGAGUGCGGCUACCCCGGCUUUAUGCUCAAUUGCAGCAGUGGAUUCGCAGAGCUGACUGUCUCCUCCGUGAAGUUCAGAAUCUUAAUGGCAGACUAUGACUUGCAUUUCAUAACUCUCGCCAGAAUGGAUUAUACCGACAAUCUUUGUCCCUCAAAUCCACGAAAUGAACAAUUCAACCAAAGCGCCCUUCAAUUCGCUGAUGGCACCAAGCUGCUAACAAUUUUAUAUGACUGCCGGGACUUACCAUCAAAUAUUUCUAAUAGCCUAGUUUACAAUUACGUUACAGAUUUUCAAUGUGAGGAAGAUAUGGAAGGGCUAAGAAACUAUUGCUUUGUGAAAAACAGCUCGUCUGCUUUACUCUACAUGAGGGAUGGCACUAAAGACUUGGA